GAUUUCCGGUGUCUUUAAAUGUCCUGCCAUUAUUCUUCGACAAGCAGCAGUUAGGUUCGAUGUUAUUUGACGGAAAGAGACACCCAAACGUGGGAUACGUUUAACCAUUGGGAUGCUUAUAUAUUUAAGUAUUUGUUUUAUACCAUUACGGUCUUUAGAGAUGUGAGUUUUUUUUUUGUUAAGAUUAACGGUCGUGAUAUCGCGGGUUGUCUUUUCUGUGCUCCCACAGUUCCUCUUUUCUGCCGCAGUCAUAUGUUCACUGUAGUUACAUUUUAGCAACGUAGCUACCUACCUACAUAAAUUAGUUACCUACCUUGUAAAUUAACACAGCUAACUAACGUUUCUUAUGGUGUCAUCUCCUUGCUAACCAACCAUGCUACUAGUUACAAGCCAGCGUUAGAUCUUGUCAAGCAAUACGGUUGAUUUUGAGUUAAUCUGUCGAGGAUAAAGCAACGAGUUUAUAGCCAUUUGUUAACUAAGUAACGUUAGUGUUGGCAAGCUACUGAAGCUAGCUAGCUAACUAGCUAAUGUGUAGCCAAAUGCUAUGUAUGUAAAUAGCUUCCGUCUGACAGUGUAUGAUUGCUAGGCAGUGGUUAAUUGAUACAUACGCGUGACACCUAGCCACCAUCGUUCGCAGAUAUCACAUCAACAGGCGAAUCUUGUAACCAAUUUUAUGUUUCACGUUGGUCAGAGCGGUUGAGUUGGUGCCAGGCUGUGGAAAGCAGAGAAAGGAGGGGGGGUGGGGGGUUGAGAGAGUAGUGAAACGCACACAGUGUUCUUUGUGCCAGGGGUUUGGCCCAGUCUCCAUCAGCAAAGCGCAACACUAACUGCCCAGUCGGCUCUGUUCAGAGCAGCUUCAGAGCCAUGACAACUCAAAGGGAUGUCGAUAUUGUGAACCUGCGUCUUAUCCUGGUCAGUGGGAAGACGCAAGACUUCAUCUUCUCCCCCAACGACUCAGCCAUGGACAUCGCCAAGCACGUCUUUGAUAACUGGCCCUUGGGAUGGGAGGAGGAGCAGGUGAGCAGCGCCAGCAUCCUACGCCUCAUCUUCCAGGGACGCUUCCUGCAUGGCAACGUCACCCUGGGAGCUUUAAAGCUGCCCCCUGGCCGAACAACUGUCAUGCACUUGGUUGCCAGAGAGACCCUGCCAGAGCCUAACUCCCAUGGUCAGCGUAACCGGGAGAAGACCGCGGAGAGCAACUGCUGUCUGCUCUUGUAAAGACGACAACAAACCACAAUCCUCCCCUUAACCCUCCCCCACAUUCACCCCUGCUCGGCUUCUGUCUGCCCGUCAACCAUGGAUUUGGAGAGAUCACAGGGAGAUGGGUCACAGAGCUGUCAGCCUGCUGUCUGGCACAUGUUUGUGGCACUCUGGCCUAAUCGGUGGCUUUGGAAUUAUUUGUAGGUUGUUUUUUUUUUGUACCCAUUUAUUCAGAUCAAUUUUCUUUUUUCACCCUUUUGCCAGAUUCUGCCUUUUUCUUCUGUGUUGUAAAACCAUGUUGAGAAUUUGUACAUAUCUCCGUGGUUACCCAGGAUGAGAUAGCUGGGUGACCAUACAGGUUUUGAAGACCUCCCACAGGAACACUGUCAUAGUUAUGACUUCGGAACAUUGACCCGUACUGUGGCGUUGGUCAUUUGCAUUGACUCCAAGUAUCUUUCUGCUAAUGAAAUGGAAGUUCCCAUGGCUCUUGUAGAACGGCGUUAAAACCUCUCAUUGCACUUAACUGGGUUGUUUAUUAGAAAGUGUUUCUCGUGUUUGUUUGUUUUGUAUCGUCUUAAUCUCCCCAUCUUACAAAGGAAGAGAGAAUAAUGUCCUACUGUUAGACAAAGUGCCAUCCUCCUCACCCAAUGUAGACCAUGCACAGUACAGUAGUUGACUCCUACUAGCAGGGUGUGUGUAGUCCGCCAUAGCACCAGUGGAGUGGUGUGUAUCUCUGACAUGGGCCACACUCGUGUUUGUUCCUGGACUUGGACCAACAGAGGAAGAGUUCAAAGUUGUAAAGGGACACCUGUGUGUGUGGCAUUGUCACGUGUUUGAUCACCUCGACGGUGAAUGAUGAACUGGUCUAGCUAGAAGAAUCUGAACUAACUCCUACACAUUCUCCCCCUGGUUGUGAAGCCCUGCUUUUUUUCCACCUUUUUUUUAACUGAGUGAAAAGUAUUGAAGGAUUGCUUCUGAGUGACCAUUGUCAUUCUGUAUGGCUUCCACCUCUGAUCAACAUGACCAUUUAGACUACAUCCCGUCCCAUGGGACAGCCCCCUCGCCACUCCCCGUCCGACCUCAGUGAGGAAUAAGGGAAUCGACACCAGGAGCCAGUCAACAGAGAGGUGUUGGCAUUUGGUCUUCAUGGCCAACUACAGGACAUUAGGACUAGAGGCAUGAGGGAGCAAGUCCUUGGAGAGGGUUCCCCUCUGGAAAAUAGGAGGAAAUGAUGAUGGUAUUUGACCUCCUUUUUGUUUGGAUGCUGUCUGUUUUUGUUUGCCUUUUUGAUUGUUGAAUUAUUCAGUAAUAUCAUUAAUAUUGCAAUUGGAAAAUGUCAAUUUUUAUCUUGUAUUGAUAUUGUUUGUCCAGUUGCUGAUGUCUGACUCCUGUUAAUUGAAUGCCUUUUGUCCCAGGAGUUAGUGUGUGUGGGAAUUGCGUAUUAAUUUUACAUGACUGUAUGUGUGAGUGGAUAGGUUGGGGAAAUGACUGAGUGUAUGGAGACAGUUUGUGUAUUUGAGUAAUGGGUGUGUGUUUGUGAAAACCUAAAAACGGUGUGUGUGUGUGAACACUGGAGGUUAGUGAUGCAGGUGGUGGAGUAGAACAGAUUGGUCUUGGCUGUGGUUUCCAUGGAAACAGUGUGAAUCCUUCCUUUUAGUGAGUGUCCUUUGGUUAGUGGCCGUCAACCAAUGUCACUGCUAUGAAAUGUAGCUCAAUAUGAAUAAAUGUAUAAAAAAAAAAGAAUACUAAUGAAAUGUUGUCUGCUUAAAGCUUGUAUUAUAAAUUAAUAAAACAUCUUAAAGAAAUGUUCUAAGUUUUAAAGUGUGGAACACUGCUUGGACAAUAUGCAUUCUUCAUUGUAGAGGUUGUGACUUGUGAUAUAGGGGACAGAUCUAUGUUCUUUGUCAGUAGUAGAACAGCUGGAUGGCCGCUGGGUGGCAGUGUUGUGUAGCUACUCCAUUCUCAUCCUAGGCCCUGGGCUAUCAUUGUUCAACACCACCUGGUUGAGUCCCAUACUUGUAUUUUUUUUUUUAAUUAACUAGGCAAGUCAGUUAAAAUAAUGACUGCCUACCCCAGCCACACCUGGACGACGGUGGGCCAAUUGUGCGCAGCCCUAUGGAACUUCCAAUCUCGGCCGGAUGUGAUAUAGCCUGGAUUCUAACCAGGGACUGUAGUGACGCCUCUUGCAUGCAGUGCCUGAGACCGGAUUGCCACUCGGGAGCCCCUGUACCGAUAAGAAUUCCAUGUGUGAUACUCCAAGGUCAGAAUGUACUAUUUGAUGUUGGCUGUUACAUAACCUUUUCCUCUGACUGUAAUAAUGGUUGGCUGACGUUAUCUAUUAUUCAGAGGUUCUUUGCAAUGAAUUUAGUUAAGUAGUAGACUGAUCAAUAUUACUCUCCAAUAUCACAAAUUACCUUAACAAUGGAUAUGAAUCAGUGUUUUGAUGGAUUACCUUAUGUGGACUUGGAUAACUACGGUAGGUAGUAAUCAGUCACUAGAUUAAAUAAAGGUUAAAUACAUCAAAAUAAAAAAAUGGCUAUUUUAAUACAUUCUGAUACCAAUUUAUAUAGUUUUGGUGCUGGAAAUAAGUUUGUGCAUCUUGGAUUCUGUCUGCGAUUUAGACCCCAUAUAAAAUGCUAUGCAUGUUGUAGUGAUUCAGUCGUAACAGUUGGUCGAACUCCUAUUAUUCAAUAUUAUUCUCUCCAAAAACCUGGUUAUGACGUAUAACUGAGAGCGCUCCAGGUUUCCAGUUGACGUUGGCAAUUAAAGUUAGGAAAAGUGCUGUCAAGCUCCCAGAUUUAUUCUAAAACCUACUGCUGUUCUUAAUCUUUUAAAUAAACUACUUGUUCUUCCAUG
Oncorhynchus keta (chum salmon) is the source of this 4056-nucleotide messenger RNA. RefSeq names its product ubiquitin-like protein 3. The record is from RefSeq and is a predicted model, not a curated record. The transcript has 5 exons. Bases 865 to 1218 code for a protein of 117 amino acids. NCBI's taxonomy places the organism in Eukaryota, Metazoa, Chordata, Actinopteri, Salmoniformes, Salmonidae. Gene Ontology annotation, molecular function: protein binding.